CACAAGUGUCGGACCGUGGCUGCGGAGAAGACUGAGGAUGGAACAUUUACUAUAGACGCAGUUGGGAAAAGUCCAUACAGAUUUCUGUGAAUCUCUGAGUGAAGAUGGCCUUCUUUAAGAACAACUUCUGGUGUAUUUUUAGGUCCUGAGAAGCAGCUGUCAGUGUCUCUGUCUGCACAGAUGUCCCGGCUGUCUCUCCACUGACAAAUGUGGCGAGGCUCAGGAAGAAACAACACGGCCUAUUUGGGGAGAAAAAUGGCGGCUUUGAUGUCCUCUACCACAACAUGAAGCACGGCCAGCUGGCAACCAAGGAGCUAGCAGAGUUCGUCCGUGAGAGUGCUGCUAUUGAAGAGACUUACUCCAAAUCAAUGAGCAAACUGGCCAAGAUAGCCAGCAACGGAAGUCCACAGGGGACCUUUGCUCCCAUGUGGGAUGUGUUCAGGGUGUCUUCAGACAAACUGGCCCUCUGCCACCUCGAGCUGAUGAGGAAGAUGAACGAUCUCAUCCGGGACUUCAACAAGUACGGAGACGAGCAGGUCAAAAUUCACCGUAAGACAAAGGAGGAGAUGGUGGGAACAGUUGAGGCGGUGCAGGCGGUGCAGGUGCAGAACGGCCACCUUCAGAAGUCAAAGGAGGGUUACCACGCCAAGUGUUUUGAGCUGGACCGGCUGAGGAAGGAGGGGGCUCCACAGAAAGAGCUGGAGAAAGCGGAGCUGAAGUCUAAGAAAGCGGCCGAGUCAUUUGCGGUGUGCAUCGAGAAGUACAACCGCGUGGGUGGCGAGUUUGAGCAGAAGAUGAGCGAGUCCUCCCAGAAGUUUCAGGAAAUCGAGGAGACCCACCUACGGCAGAUGAAACAGCUGAUCAAAGGUUACUCCCACUCCAUAGAGGACACCCAUGUUCAAGUGGGACAGGUCCACGAGGAAUUCAAGCAGAAUGUGGAAAACAUCGGCAUUGAUAACCUCAUCCAGAAAUUUGCGGAGCAGAAGGGCACGGGCCAAGACAAGCCAGCUGUGGUUGGUUUUGAGGAGUACAUGACGGCUGUGCCACCAGAAGGUGGCAAGAAGAGUCGAGCAAAAGCCUUCAGGAUCCCCGGCCUCGGCAAGAGGGACAAGGAGCCGGACUCCACAGACUCCGCUGUGACGGAGACACCGAAUUCACCCCUGGAAGUCGAUGAUGAGGGAUUUGUUAUCCGCGCUGACAGCACACACAAUGGCUGCUCUGAGGACAAGGAGCACAACUUUUACUCCAGUGACUCAGACUUUGAUGACGAGGAGCCCAAGAAGUUCCACAUCCAGAUCAGACCGGUCGCCAGCAGCAGUCGCAGUAACUCCGCUGCCACAGAGAAGGAGCUGAAAGCCACCAUGGGGGCGCUCACUCUGCCGCCCAACAGAGGCGUUCGGCAACAGGUGUCAAUCAAGCGGCAGCUCUCCAGAAACUCGAGUACUGCAGGAGGUCGAUCAGAAGAGGGCGAAGUUGCCUCCCACAGGGAUGGAGAGCAGGAGGGUCUACGCAGAUCCACCUCCAGUCCUGAUCACAGCAGGUUGAGUUCAACAGCGUCUGGUUCAGACAGUCUGUUCGGACCCCCGCUGGAGUCGGCCUUCAAGUCCAAAAGCUUUGAUGGUCGGGAACAAAUCAGAGAGCAGAGCGCUUUUGGUGCCUCCGAUUAUGCUGCCUUCUCGUCCGACUCCUCCUCUCCGGAGAACGUCGAAGACUCUGGCCUGGACUCACCUUCCCAUCAGCCCCUUGGGCCCUCCCCUGAGCCGGUGGGUUGGGCGGCUUGGCCUCCUGUGUCACAGAGUAAAGAGCAGAUGCAAACACUGGGACGACCUGUGGACCCUUUCCUCUCUGCUUUCCGUGACCCCUCCCCUGGUCGGAGUCCUCUCCUGCAGGACGACCCUGCCAGCGUCUGGUCCGUCGCCUCCUCACGUCCCUCGCGUGUCCCCCCAGUUGUGGACCAUUCAUCCAUGCGGUUUCCUGCUUUCUCCCAGUCCCUCCCCCCGCCCGAGGUGGAGUCGUCGGUGUGGAACUGCAAACACAUCCCCCCCGAGGACCCCUUCCUCGCUGCGUUUGAGAGGACCGUCACCCAGGAGACAUUAAACCUGUCGGACGCCUGGGCGCGUCCACCGCCUCGCCCAACCCAGGAGAGCAGGCGGAUGGAUGGGCGACCGGACGCAUUCUCCAUCGCCCUCACCGACACCAAGACUCUACCAACCUCUUCCUCCUUUUCAUCCUCCUCUAACCGGAAAGACAGAGACCGGAAAAGAGACCAGAGCCUCCCUCCUCCUGUUACUUCUGAUGACCCGUUUGCAAUCACGAUGAUUGGCAGCCCAACGCACCAGUCGUCGCUGGCUGCAGCAGCUGGGUUAAUCCCCCCACACAGCAGCGUCGGUGGUGGCGGCGGCUCUACCAAUAGCAAUAGGCUGCUACUCGAUGCCAACUCCAGCUCUUUGCCCUCAGCUCAGCACAAGAAGGAGCUAAUUCACUGGAACUCUUUCCACAACCCAUUCAGUGAAAGUGUCUCUGGAGGGCAGAGCAGCUCCAAAACACAGGAAGGAGGAGGGAAAGGAGAGGGAGGUGGAGAGAGGAGGAAACAUCGAUCAUCAGACAGUGAGCCACGCAGGAACGCCCCUCCACUCACGAGGCAUUCAGGACCACAGGUGGAUCUGUGUUUUUCCACAGAUAAGGAUCAAGACUGCCUGGAUUUGAACACUCAGAUAUCAUGCAGUAUUGGUUCGCACAAGGGGUCCAAGCACAACUUCAGACGGGACACAACUGACGUGGUUGCAGCUGCUCCUCCGAGAACAACCCGAGCCAAAAGGACGUCAGGACGACUCAGCGGCUGCGAGAGAUCCCGGUCUCUGUGCUCCUCCCCGCUGCCGGAGCCCAGCCCUUCCCUCACCUCUUCCUCCUCCUCCAGCCCCAGUGAGUGGGGUCCUCAGGCCAGGGACAACGACUGGGGGGGUCAAAACCGAGCACCUAGUCCCGCCAGAGCGGGACAAGCCUCACCUCUGCCUUACCAGCACCAGGACCAUCAGCAAAGACAGUUGCACCUGUCGCGAGGUCCCAGUCCCAUUUCGCUCAGCACACAAGAGGCCUGGCCGGUGGCAGCAGCCAUAACAGAAUAUAUCAAUGCCUACUUCAAAGGUGGACAACACAACCGCUGUCUGGUGAAGAUCACAGGAGACCUGACAAUGUCCUUCCCUGCUGGCAUCACCAGGAUCUUCACAGCCAACCUCAACGUUCCCGUGCUCAGUUUCAGACUGGUCAACAUCUCAAGGAUCGAUCGCUUCCUGCCAAAUCUAAAGCUGCUCUACAGUGAUCCGUCUCAGAGUGACCCGGACACCAGAGACUUCUGGUUCAACAUGCAGGCGCUGCAGCUCUACCUGCAGAGAGAGGCUGAACUCAACCCUCAGGCCUCCUACUACAACAUCGCACUGCUGAAGUACCAGGUGUCGUCUCAGGACCCGGGGAGGGCUCCCCUCCUUCUGUCUGCAGAGUGUCAGCGCAGCGGCACGGUGAGCCGGGUGUCCCUGGACUACCACUGCUGCCCCGCCACCGCGCCCUCCACCCAGCUCGCCGGAGUCCAGGUGCUGCUGCCACUCGACCACACCGCCACAGAUCUGCAGUGCCAGCCUCCCGCCUCCUGGAACGCGGAGGAAAGACGGCUGCUGUGGAAACUUCCAAACCUCUCCCCGACCAACCACAGCAAAGGCUCAGGGACUCUGUGUGCCAGCUGGCAGUGCCUGGAGGCCCCCCGCGGCCCUCCACCCAGCCUGGCUGUCCAGUUCGUGGGCUCCGGGGCUUCGCUGUCGGGCGUGGACGUGGAGCUGGUGGGCAGCCGCUACCGCAUGUCGCUGGUCAAGAAGAGAUUCGCCACAGGGAAGUACAUGGCCGGCUGCUCCUUGUGAAUCGUGUAAAGGACCAUCGCUGCAGUUUCAGAGAACUUUGCACCUUUUCCUCCAUGGAGGAGGAGGAGGAGGAGGAGGAGCGAUGAUUCGUGGAAAGAACAUAAAAGACUAACCGCUCAGCCUUGAAGGACAAUGUGCACUUACUUCUGAGUGUCCUGCUGUUUUAGGACCACGCCUUUCCUUCUUCUCCUCCUCUAAUUUAAUGUGUGUUGUACACUACGUUGUCCCGCCUUUAGCAGCAGGAACACUUUCUAUUGAAUCUCUCUGUUCAGUAUGUUCUGAGACUGCAGUCUGAGCUAAUAUCAGAAGCCUUCUGGAAUUAUAGAGGAAAGGAAAACAUGUGAAUAAAGUUAUCUGGAAUCGAGUUGCCAUUGAAACUAGGAUUUUUAAAUUAUGUAAAUACUGUAGAAACUCUGGCGAGACGAGUCACGUGUGAGAAAAAUGUUCUACCAAACCUUAGAAAAAUAAAUGUUUGUAAAUAUGUUUGUUCCAAAUGGAGGUUUUGUGAUGUUGAUGUUUAAUAAAAAUAAAUGUGCUUAAACAUU
Molecule: messenger RNA, 4453 nt
Organism: Cyclopterus lumpus (lumpfish)
Lineage: Eukaryota; Metazoa; Chordata; Actinopteri; Perciformes; Cyclopteridae
Gene: fcho1
Product: FCH and mu domain containing endocytic adaptor 1
Exons: 28
Coding region: 285-3908 (1207 amino acids)
Biological process (GO): clathrin coat assembly; clathrin-dependent endocytosis
Cellular component (GO): cytoplasm; clathrin-coated vesicle; clathrin-coated pit
Source: RefSeq, a predicted model, not a curated record